Elephantulus edwardii (Cape elephant shrew) is the source of this 1551-nucleotide messenger RNA. RefSeq names its product arylsulfatase A (gene ARSA). The record is from RefSeq and is a predicted model, not a curated record. Gene Ontology annotation, molecular function: arylsulfatase activity. The transcript has 8 exons. NCBI's taxonomy places the organism in Eukaryota, Metazoa, Chordata, Mammalia, Macroscelidea, Macroscelididae. The coding region runs from base 1 to 1551 and encodes 516 amino acids.
AUGGAAACUCUGUGGCCUCUUGCUCUGUCCCUGGCCGGCCUGGUUGCUGCCGGCCCACCUAACUUCGUGGUCAUCUUUGCCGACGACCUGGGCUAUGGGGACCUGGGCGCCUACGGCCACCCCAGCUCGCGCACCCCCAACCUUGACCAGCUGGCCGCGGCAGGGCUGCGGUUCACCGACUUCUACGUGCCGAUGUCACUGUGCACACCCUCCCGGGCCGCUCUCCUCACCGGGAGACUCCCUGUGCGAACGGGCAUGUACCCUGGAGUCCUGAAGCCUGGCUCCAAGGGGGGCCUACCCCUGGAGGAGGUGACACUGGCUGAGGUCCUGGAGGCCCGAGGCUACCUCACAGGCAUGGCUGGGAAAUGGCAUCUUGGGGUGGGGCCUGGAGGAGUCUUUCUACCCCCUCACCAGGGCUUCCACCGGUUCCUGGGUAUCCCCUACUCUCAUGACCAGGGUCCCUGCCAGAACCUGACCUGCUUCCCACCGAAUAUCCCAUGUGAGGGCCACUGUGACCAAGGCCUGGUCCCCAUCCCACUGCUGGCCAACCUGUCUGUAGAGGCACAGCCCCCCUGGCUUCCUGGCCUGGAGGCCCGAUACGUAGCCUUUGCUCGAGACCUCAUGGCGGAUGCAAAAAGUCAGGACCGCCCCUUCUUCCUGUACUAUGCUUCCCAUCAUACUCACUACCCCCAGUUCAGUGGGGAGAGCUUCACGGGGCGUUCUGGCCGUGGGCCGUUUGGAGACUCUUUGAUGGAGCUGGAUGCAGCUGUAGGGGCCCUAAUGGCCACCAUUAAGGACCUGGGUCUGCUCAGAGAGACACUGGUCAUCUUUACCUCAGACAACGGGCCUGAGACAAUGCGGAUGUUCCGUGGUGGCUGCUCUGGCCUCUUGCGAUGUGGAAAGGGGACCACCUAUGAAGGAGGCGUGCGAGAGCCAGCCCUGGCCUUUUGGCCAGGCCACAUCACUCCCGGAGUGACUCAUGAACUGGCCAGCUCCCUAGACCUGCUGCCUACCCUCGCUGCCCUCGCAGAGGCCCCAUUGCCCAAUGUUACCCUGGACGGCUUUGACCUCAGCCCUGUGCUGUUGGGCACUGGCAAGAGCCCACGGCAGUCUGUCUUCUUCCAUCCGGUCAACCCAAACGAGAUAUAUGGGGUCUUUGCCGUGCGGAAUGGGAAGUACAAGGCUCAUUUCUACACCCAGGGCUCUGCUCUCAGUGACACAACAGCUGACCCAGCCUGCCACAUCACAAGCCCGCUGACCAUCCAUGAGCCCCCACUGCUCUUUGACCUCUCUGUGGACCCCGGUGAGAACUAUGACCUCCUAGGGGGCAUGACCCAGGUCUCCCAAGAGGUGCUGCAGGCACUGAAGGAGCUGCAGGUGCUCAAGGCCCACUUCGAUGCUGAGGUGACUUUUGGCCCCAGCCAAAUGGCCCUCGGGGAGGACCCUGCAUUGCAGGUCUGCUGUCAGCCAGCCUGCAAGCCUUGGCCAGGCUGCUGCUCGUGCCCAGAUCAGGAACUUGGCAGUAAAAACAAGUCUCCGUCACAGGCCUAA